UUUAAGAGCGAGUGGGACGUUGAUCAUCGAGAUGAAGCAGAGAACCCAAUCUUCGAUUCUGUGUUUAGCUUCUUCACUACCACACAGAAACAGAGUUUCCGUCUUUCAUCUUCCUCCAUAUGCGUCGCUCUUAAAAACCUAAUUCACAAUGUCCGUCGUUCUCAACGCCGGCUUCAGUUCUCCGCUUCAAAACAGAUCACAUCAUGUUAUACAGUUAAAGCCUUCGCCUUUUGCGUCAUACAUAUCUCUAAACAGUUCAAGAAGGUCACUGUUAUGCAAAAGAAGAUUGGUUGUAUCUUGUUUGGAUACAAAUGACAAUUCUGUCACAACUACAUCCGUAGAUUCUUCUUCUUCUUCAGAUUCUAAUAAACCAGUAAGUGAAUCAGUUGAAUCAAGCAAUGGCACUGCCAAAAAAGCACCAUUGACAGCACGAGAGAGACUAAGAGCGGCUCGUGUUCUUAGCCGAUACACUGAAGCAACACCGAAACCGUCAAAACCUAAAAUGGGGAGCCAACUUCUUGAUGUGCUCAAGGAAAGUGAUAAGAAAUCAAAGAGGAAACCGGGUCUACCCGAAGCACCAACUAACAUGCUUGAUGAUAGCAGGAGAGGGAUGCCAAAGAGCGGUCUUACGUUUGAUUUACCGGGAGGCUCGGAUAUUCUCAUCAUUGCUUUCUCCUUUGUGUUCAUAAGCACAGUCAUGUUUGCUACUACUUUUCUUGUUUGGAAACUCGGUGCGAUACACUUCAACGAAUAGUAAAGUUGAGAUUUGGAGAAGUUUAAUGGAGUUUGGAAACCAUCAAGCAGGGAACGAGAGAGAGAGAGUGUUUUGUUACAAUGUUAGUUAACAAUGCAUACUUGGGGAUGUGAUGGGGAUCUUCAUCACUUGGCAAAUCCGGCCUGAGUGUAUAUACAUAUACUCUGUAGUACACAUAAUUUUGCUAUGAACUCUCUUCAUGCUUGAUUUGUAAUUUUAAUCUUUACAUUGUAAUUUCUUUUCAUAUGGAAAUGGAUGCUUAAAGACCAACAACAGCCAAUGUAAAUAUGUAUCAGAUGUUAGAGAGCAAAAUAUCACAAGUUUAUUUUAAGAAGAGAAUGAGAGAUAGGAGGGUUUGGGACAAG
Messenger RNA from Arabidopsis thaliana (thale cress), 1119 nucleotides. RefSeq lists its product as uncharacterized. The transcript is spliced from 2 exons. Bases 149 to 754 code for a protein of 201 amino acids. Lineage: Eukaryota; Viridiplantae; Streptophyta; Magnoliopsida; Brassicales; Brassicaceae. The record is from RefSeq and is marked reviewed.